Dendrobium catenatum is the source of this 2508-nucleotide messenger RNA. Its product is annotated as vacuolar-sorting receptor 1. Gene Ontology annotation, molecular function: calcium ion binding. NCBI's taxonomy places the organism in Eukaryota, Viridiplantae, Streptophyta, Magnoliopsida, Asparagales, Orchidaceae. The record is from RefSeq and is a predicted model, not a curated record. The transcript has 12 exons. The coding region runs from base 398 to 2290 and encodes 630 amino acids.
CUCGUAAGAUGCGAAGAUCAGUUCCCUUGGAUAAAGCUAGUAAAAUUUCCGAAGAUUAAGCAGCGCGUCUCUUAAAUCUUCGCAGUUUGCAGCGAACCUCGCUUCCGUCUUCUCGUUUUUUAUUUAUUGAAAUCUUCAAAUCUGUGAGAUUUACCGCAGAAGCGAAGAUUUUGAAGUCCAGUCGCCCCACGCGGUAGAUCUUUGCCUCCAGGUUUCUCUAAUCGGGUGCUGACAAGAAAUAUUUUUUUUUUUACGUAAUAAGGUGUGAAGAAAUACGAUUUUCUUAUACGGUUCCGUUCAAGCGAUUCUCUGCACGAUCUGAGCCAGUUUCUAUCUAAUUUGGGGCAUUACAAGAAGCGUUUUUACCUAAAUCUAGGGUUUCGUGGGCGCCGAAUCGAUGAAUUUUGGAACGAGAAUGAGAGACAAGAUGUGGUUUUCUGUAUGGGUUCUGUUUCUGUUUGGAUCGUGUUGCGGAAGAUUUGUGGUGGAGAAGAAUAGCUUGAGGGUGACUUCGCCGGACGCUUUGAAAGGGGUUUAUGAAUGCGCUAUUGGGAAUUUCGGCAUCCCUCAAUAUGGAGGGACAAUGGUGGGAUUUGUGGCUUAUCCGAAAUCAAAUCGGAAAGCAUGCAAGAGCUUUGACGAGUUUGAUAUUUCUUAUAAAUCCAAGCCUGGAGGGUUUCCUACGUUUCUUCUGGUUGAUAGAGGAGAUUGCUAUUUUACAACAAAAGCUUGGAAUUCACAGAAAGCAGGAGCUGCUGCAAUCAUUGUUGUUGAUGACAAAGAGGAACCUUUGAUCACAAUGGACAUGCCUGAAGAAGAUAGUGGUCGGGGUGAUUAUUUACCAAAUAUAUCAAUACCAUCUGCACUUAUAAACCAAAGCUUUGGGGAUAGACUUAAGAAAUCACUAGAGAAUGGCGACAUGGUUAACGUCAAUUUGGACUGGAGGGAAUCUUUACCUCAUCCUGAUGACCGUGUGGAGUAUGAGUUUUGGACAAACAGCAAUGAUGAAUGUGGACCUAAAUGUGAUGGCCAAAUAGAUUUUGUUAAGGCUUUUAAAGGUGUUGCACAAAUACUGGAGAAAAAGGGUUACGCUCAGUUCACGCCUCAUUAUAUUACUUGGUAUUGCCCUGAAGUUUUUACUUUAAGCAAGCAGUGCAAAUCACAAUGCAUCAACCAUGGAAGAUACUGUGCUCCUGAUCCUGAACAAGACUUCAGUAUAGGAUAUGAUGGGAGGGAUGUUGUGAUCCAAAAUCUUCGACAGGUCUGCUUGUUUAAGGUUGCCAAUGAAAGUGGAAAGCCUUGGUUGUGGUGGGAUUAUGUGUCUGACUUCUCCAUUAGGUGUCCAAUGAAGGAUAAGAAAUACACCAAGGAAUGUGCUGAAGACGUGAUCAAAUCACUGGGUGUUGAUCUGAAGAUGAUAAAUGAUUGUAUUGGAGAUCCUGAGGCUGAUGAAGACAAUCCUAUACUAAAGGCUGAACAAGAUGCUCAGAUUGGCAAAGACUCCCGUGGGGAUGUUACUAUCCUGCCCACACUACUGAUUAACAACAGACAGUACAGAGGGAAGUUGGACAAGAGUGCAGUGCUUAAAGCAAUCUGUGCAGGAUUUCUUGAGAAAACAGAGCCAGCCGUGUGUCUUACUGAAGACAUCCAGACAAAUGAAUGUUUGGAAAACAAUGGUGGGUGUUGGCGAGACCAGGCUGCCAAUGUUACUGCUUGCAAGGAUACGUUCCGUGGAAGAUUAUGUGAAUGCCCAAUUGUAAAUGGUGUUAAGUUUGUCGGCGAUGGGUAUACUCAUUGUGAAGCUUCUGGAUCUGGACGGUGUGAAAUUAAUAAUGGAGGGUGUUGGAAAGAAAGUCGGGAUAGCAUGUCAUUUUCUGCCUGUUCUGACACUGAAGCCAAUGGAUGUAAGUGCCCCCCAGGCUUCAAGGGUGAUGGAGUUCACGCGUGUGAAGAUGUGAAUGAAUGCAAAGAGAAGAUUGCUUGCCAAUGCCGAGACUGCAAAUGUAAAAACACUUGGGGAAGCUACGAAUGCAGCUGCCGUGGUGAUCUUCUAUAUAUGGAAAAGCACGAUACUUGUAUAAGUAAGAACGCAUCAAAAGAGAUUAGCUGGAGCUUCUUGUGGGUUAUUUUUCUUGGCUUGGCUGCUGCUGGAAUUGGAGGAUAUGCAGUCUAUAAGUACAGGAUCAGGAGUUAUAUGGACUCCGAGAUUCGGGCAAUAAUGGCACAAUACAUGCCAUUGGACAAUCAAGGAGAAGCACCAACCAAUCAUAUCCACCAUCCUGAUAUUUGAAUGAUAGAUACAUAAAGAGAGAUAGAGAGAGAAAAACUUCAUUGGAUAUUAAUGUAAUGUACCUUUACCACGUGUAAAGUUUAUUUAUAAUGAUAAUGUAUAUUUUGAAAUAGGUUAAUCUUUGUUGGGUUUAAUGUUAAUUAAAUGGUAAUGUGCAGUAAUAGAAUAAUGAUGGAUUAUCUGAGGUUAUGAUAUAAUGGAAGUUUUUUUAAUAGUCA